CUUGACAAGAUGGCGCAUGCGGUUGUUUUGCCGCAGGGACACUGAACAAAUUCUAACGUUAUAGUUUAUACUCGGAAACAUUGCGGUAGCGUAUUUGUUAUAAAGUGUUUUUGUUAAUCGCGCAAACCUAACGAGCAUCUACAAUGAAAGGAAAAGAGCGGUCGCCGGUGAAAAAGCGUUCAAGGGCCUUGGAUGAUAUACGAGACAGGGGAGGAAGCCACCCAACCAGUAAGAAAAUGGGGGUGAACUCGAUUUCUGGCGGUGGAAGCAACAACGGCAACAGUUCGUCUAAAAGCGAAGGAGGAUCUGCAAGACGAGGAUUAAUCGGUGAGAAAAGAGACAGUCGAGAUUUUGACGGACAUGUAUCGAGUCGGACUGGAAAUAAUCACGGUUACACCAGCCCGGUUGCAAGCUCGAGCGGCAAGAAUCACGCCUCGAGCCUGUCUUUAGAGGCGGCCGCGCGCACCAAUUCGCGCGGAGAAUCGCGCGCGGCGCUUCCCACGAACGAAAGUGAGUACAAAACUUUAAAAAUCAGCGAGCUCGGCUCCCAGCUGAGCGACGAGGAAAUAGAGGAUGGCCUUUUCCACGAAUUCAAAAAAUUCGGCGACGUAAGUGUCAAAAUCAGCCGUGUUAACGACGAGAGAAUCGCAUUUGUUAACUUCAGGAGACCCGACGAUGCAAGGGCUGCUAAGCACGCGCGAGGCCGGCUGGUGCUGUACGACCGUCCUUUGAAAAUCGAAGCUGUUUAUUUGAAUAGGAGGAGAAGUCGGUCUCCGGUUGACAAGGACCAUUUUUCUGUCGUCGCAGGCCAUAGACAUUUGCAUACUCAGAGGCCACUCUCUCCAACUGGUCUGGGCUACAGGGAUUACAGGUUACAGCAGUUAGCCCUAGGUCGGCUUCCUCCUCCCCCACCCCCGCCAUUACCCAGAGAGCUUGAAAGAGAAAGAGAAUUUGCCUUUUAUGAAGCAAGAGCAAGGCCUGCUUACAUUGCAGAGCGGGCCGCUCCUUUCCGCGAGGAGGACUUCAUCUCUCCAGAGGACGAUCAGAGAGCCAACCGCACACUGUUUCUGGGUAAUUUGGAUAUUACGGUCACUGAAAAUGAUUUGAGAAGAGCUUUUGAAAGAUUUGGGACCAUCACUGAGGUGGACAUUAAAAGACCCACACGGGGCCAAAGCAGCACCUAUGGCUUUCUUAAAUUUGAGAACUUGGACAUGGCCCACAGAGCAAAAAUCAGUAUGUCUGGAAAAAUCGUUGGCCGUAACCCUAUUAAAAUUGGUUAUGGCAAAGCUACCCCGUCUACACGCCUAUGGGUGGGGGGGCUUGGACCUUGGGUUCCUCUGGCUGCAUUAGCAAGGGAAUUUGACCGCUUUGGCACUAUUAGAACUAUAGACUACAGAAAAGGUGAUACCUGGGCUUAUAUUCAGUAUGAAAGCCUGGACGCUGCGCAAGCAGCCUGCACACACAUGCGUGGAUUUCCUCUCGGUGGUCCAGACAGGAGACUAAGGGUGGACUUUGCUGACACAGAGCACCGCUACCAGCAGCAGUUUCUGCAGCCACUUCCUUUGCAACACUAUGAAAUUGUCGCCGAGUCUUUUGUCCACCGUGCCACCCCUGAGGCCAUUAGAGUCAGAGAACGGACUCCUCCACCACUGCACUUCAGAGAACGAGAACUGUAUGCCGGGGCCGAGUGGGCGGCGCCUGCCAUUCGUGAACGUGUCAGAACUCCUGCUUUUGAGCCCCUAGAACACUUGGAACGUGAGCGACGGCGAGAGGCGUGGUCUCUGGAGCGAGAGCUGCCAGGAAGAGACCUUGGGCGUAAACGCAGGCUCAUGGAGGAUGGGAGACAUCUGGAGUGCUCACCUGACAGCAGCAGCGAGUGGGGGUCGCGGCGCCGGAGACCUCCGUCCCUUGAGGGCAGCCCGGGAGGGAGCAGCCGUGAUGGGCGGUUCAGUGACUCUGAGCGGCCAGCGAGAGCAGAUCGAGCGUCCCCGGCACGAGAAAGUCGCAACUGCCUGGACAGAGCAUCUGGUGAGAAACGCAUCAAAAACAGCAGCAGCCUAUCAGAGUCCAGUAUCGGUGCAAGCCCAGCAGAGAGAAAACGUAAAGCGGGUGAUUCAGCCAAAGGUGCCUCCAAAAGAGACCGAUCUGAGAGCGGUUCGAAAAGCAGCCAGGCCUCAAAGCAAGAAGCAGGUGGGAAGCUGAGCAUGGCCUGGAAUGGCAUGUUACUCCUGAAGAACAGUAACUUCCCAGCUAGCAUGCACCUCCUGGAGGGAGAUCUCAACAUCGCCACCAGUCUCCUCAUUGAUGGCAGCACGAGCGGUAAGGUCACUCAACUACGCAUCACACAACGCCUUCGCCUGGACCAGCCCAAGAUCGACGAAGUGUCUCGGCGCAUCAAAGUGGCAGGCCCGGGCGGAUAUGCGGUUCUACUGGCAGUACCAGGCAUCUCGGAGGAGACUUCAUCUUCGGACCCUGCAGCAUCAACACAGAGGCCCCUGCGCAACUUGGUUUCAUACCUGAAGCAAAAGCAGGCAGCUGGGGUCAUCAGUUUACCCGUGGGGGGCAGUAGAGAUAAGGACAACACUGGGGUCCUGCACGCAUUCCCACCCUGUGAUUUCUCUCAGCAGUUCUUAGAUUCAUCUGCGAAAGCUCUUGCCAAAACGGAAGAGGACUUCCUGGUCAUGAUCAUUGUUCGAGGAGCAUCUUAAAAAGUCAUAACACAUGCUUAAGUGUUGUUUAAUGCAAGCUUCUCUAAAUGUCUCUUAAUUGCAUGCUCUGUAAAGCAGAAGUGGUACAACAGUAGAGGGCAUAUUUCAUUACCUGCUCUGCCAAACGUACAAGAAAAGAAAAAAUGGCCCAUUUAUAUAGCAAAAUUUAGUUCAUAUAUAUUUGUUUUCUGUUGCAAGUUUAUUCCGAUGUCUAGUUUUUGAUAAGUUGUCCCCUGCAUACAUUAAUGAAUGGAAUUGGGCAUAUAAGAAUACAAACUUUUUAAUUUGAAAUUGGUAAUUAAACACUCACUAUCAACAUGUAUUUCAGUCAUCCCUGUACAAAAUAAUUUCUGUUCAUGUUGAUUUAUGUGGUUAUCAUUUGAUCUCAUUUAAAGACAUCUUGGGUUCAUGUGACUUGAUGCUUUGAACAAUCAUUUAACAAUGGCAAGUGUAAUAUAGGUAUAUAGUCAUGUAGGCAACCUAAACAGGAAUAAUAUUUUGCUCAUUGAACUGCAUGUUGAUGCUAGUGCUCUACAGUAGACCGUUGCAGAGGUUUAUCCAGCUAAUUGUACAAAGAUAGUCAAUAGAAAAUGUCAUCAGUGUUAUAUUGAUCUAAAAACUAGAAAACAUAUUAACUACCUAAAUUCCCCUAUUGCAUUGAAAAUACAUUGUGAACCUAUUUUCAUGAUAAAGUAAAUAUAUCUAAGCCCUCCUAGACCAAAGCGUAAUGUCAAGGCAAGUGUGUUUAAAGAUAAAAAAAGGUAUUCUGAAAAGUUUCUGUGUUUUGGGUUACAUUUCAAGGUUUUUUGAUGGAUGCAUUCUGGUUUCAAAAAGAGAAAAUCUUGUUCAUUGACUGUUAGAUUUUAUUAUGUGUGUCAGAGGAAUAAUUUGAUUGCAAAAGGUUUUAAUUUAUUUUAUUUUAGUCCAAAAGGACUGUCAAAAAUGUCAGAUAAACAGUUUAUAGUCACAUUAAUAAUGGUAUUCUGGAGGUUUUUUAUUUCACCUAGAAAAUUCAAGUCUGUUAUCAUUUACUCUUAUAUAUUGAAGCUGGAUGGCUUUAUUUGUGUGUGAAAUAUGUGUUUAAUGUCAAUUUUCACAUACAAUUAACAUAUUUGGUAAUUUAGCCUGUCAGUCCUUAACAUUCACUUGAAAUCUUUUUGUGUUAAAUAGGAAAGCCAUAUGGUUUUACAACAUAAGAGUUAGUAAAUGAUAACAGAUUGACUGAACUUUUGGCCUAUAAUAUAUUUAGCCAGAUAUGCUAUGUGAAAAACAAUUGGAUUACAAGGGAACAUAAUGUGUUUAACCAUCUUAAACAAAUGUAAAAAAUCUUGUACAUCUGUACAACUAAAGAAAUUGAUGGCCGUAAGAUUUUGUUGUGCAGCUGUAAGACAGUUCUACAUUUUAUUUUACUGACACCUUAGUUGAAAGUGGAAAAUCAAAUGUUCAAGUAAACAAAAGAGGUUUAUGUUUGAAAUAUUACACAUGUUGUGACAUUGUUCAAGUGGUUUUAAAAUGACAGUAUACUUUCUCUAAAAUCCUGAAAGGGUAAAAUAUGUGUUCUUAGUCUGUUUAGCAAAUUGCAGUGUAUUGAUCAGAUGAAUAACUAACAUCUUUUCAUGUUUGAUUUUUAUAUCUACCCAGAAUUUUGUGUUUUAAAAGUUGAUCAGUUGUUGAUUUAUAUAAUGACACCUUGUUUGUGUACAUGAAUAAGUGGACAUACUGUACCGGACUCACAGGACAGGAAAGUGACCGUUCCACGAGUGCACUUCACAUGGCUGGCACCAGAAAGGAUUGUUUGAAAUAAUUCAGGAGCCCUUUGGAUGCAAGAGGGCAAGAGCUUUCCAUUUAUUGUUAGUUUACUCUCACAGAGAGCAUCUUCCUGCUUGUGUAAUUGUUUUUGUGCUUACGGUUCCCUUAUUUAAACGGAAAUAAUGACACUCUUGAUUUGUGCUGUGUUUACCUGAUUUCUUGAUUGAGAGAAAGAGGAAUCAGUCACUCACACAGCUCUGACGUGGCUGUUUGUACACACAAAAAGUGCACUGGCCCCUCAUUUGGUUAUAUCACGCUGUCAAUAAAUUGUUUCAUUUGAGGAAGAAA
Messenger RNA from Triplophysa dalaica, 4805 nucleotides. It is a transcript of the gene rbm15, whose product is annotated as RNA binding motif protein 15. The transcript has a single exon. NCBI's taxonomy places the organism in Eukaryota, Metazoa, Chordata, Actinopteri, Cypriniformes, Nemacheilidae. The coding region runs from base 144 to 2708 and encodes 854 amino acids. Gene Ontology annotation, biological process: regulation of alternative mRNA splicing, via spliceosome. Gene Ontology annotation, cellular component: nucleus. Gene Ontology annotation, molecular function: mRNA binding. The record is from RefSeq and is a predicted model, not a curated record.